AUGAGUCUGAUCAACAACACCGGACGCACCCCCGACGCUCAACACUCAGGAGUCCUAGAUCCCUUUAUUGAGCGUCUCCUACAUUCAGAACCACCUCAUCUAACGUCUCGAGGGAACGUCUGGUCGGAGCUCGAGUCGUCCCUUAGGAGGGCAACGCUUCGCAUUCGAAUCGUCAUAGGGAUUAGGACGAAUUCGCUCGACCUGGGUCUCGUUGUGCACCGAAUGGAGCACGAAGCGCAGACUGCGACGCUGGAGUGCGACCACGGAGAGGCUGCCAAAGGGGGAGAACGAAGCACGCCGAAUGACGGGUAUAUAAGAGGCAGCGCUAGAGGGAGAGUCCUCCAGACAAGCCUCCUCAUCGUCUACUCUCCCCUCAAAGUCAGCCGCACAACACACAACUCCUAUCCAACCCACGAAAUGUGCACGUUCACAAGCACCGACGGUAGGGCGACCCCCAACAUCAAAGUCAGCGAUUGUGGUCAGUCUAUCUGCCCGUCUUCGGUCAACUACAACCCUGGCGCGCCGAAGAAGGACACCUCCCGCAGGGGCAAGGACGGGAAGGGCGGAAGCAGCGGCGGCAGAGGCGGCAGCUCCGGCACCACCAAGGCCUAAGCGCUCAACGCUCCUCACCACUGGCAGUCGCGCCGCACAAAGUCCCCGCGGCGCAUCGUUCUUGUCUCCCUAACGUGUCCCUCGAUGUCUGAUCGCUGUACUACUACUAUGCCCCCAUCUUUGUGUGUAACUGUCGCUUGAAAUCGUAUUGUCUGUGUUCCGAACUU
Messenger RNA from Schizophyllum commune H4-8, 779 nucleotides. RefSeq lists its product as uncharacterized. Lineage: Eukaryota; Fungi; Basidiomycota; Agaricomycetes; Agaricales; Schizophyllaceae. The record is from RefSeq and is a predicted model, not a curated record. The coding region runs from base 1 to 612 and encodes 203 amino acids. The transcript is spliced from 8 exons.